Molecule: messenger RNA, 1127 nt
Organism: Suricata suricatta (meerkat)
Lineage: Eukaryota; Metazoa; Chordata; Mammalia; Carnivora; Herpestidae
Gene: BTF3L4
Product: basic transcription factor 3 like 4
Exons: 6
Coding region: 238-714 (158 amino acids)
Source: RefSeq, a predicted model, not a curated record
CAGCUGGGGGUCGGCACCUGAGGGGAGGUCCCCAGCACCACCGCCCCCAAUGGGGGCUAGCGGGGGCCUGCGCUGUUGCCGCCCAGAUCCAGUCCCAGGAGGCGGGUUACCCCUGCCUCUCUCCUGUUACUCUUCUUUAUUCACAACAACAAUACUGUGACAAUAGCCUAUCUGUUGUCAUCUCAUUUGAUCAUCAGUCCCACUCUACAGAUAGAGAAACUGAGAUUUACCAACAGCAUGAAUCAAGAAAAGUUAGCCAAACUUCAGGCUCAGGUCCGGAUAGGGGGCAAGGGUACAGCUCGCAGAAAGAAGAAGGUAGUACAUAGAACAGCUACAGCUGAUGACAAAAAACUUCAGAGUUCUCUAAAAAAACUGGCUGUGAAUAAUAUAGCUGGUAUUGAAGAGGUAAACAUGAUUAAAGAUGAUGGGACAGUUAUUCAUUUCAACAAUCCCAAAGUCCAAGCUUCCCUUUCUGCUAACACCUUUGCAAUUACUGGUCAUGCAGAAGCCAAACCAAUCACAGAAAUGCUUCCUGGAAUAUUAAGUCAGCUUGGUGCUGACAGCUUAACAAGUCUUAGGAAGUUAGCUGAACAGUUCCCUCGGCAAGUGUUGGAUAGCAAAGCACCAAAACCAGAAGACAUUGAUGAGGAAGAUGAUGAUGUUCCAGAUCUCGUAGAAAAUUUUGAUGAGGCAUCGAAGAAUGAAGCUAACUAAAAAAUUUUUUCUGGAGUUUGGAAGCUGGCAUGGACUAGAUUUAACAAAUCAGCUAUGUGGUUCCAAAGUUUUACAGACAUGGAGAACAUCAACUGUUACUAGUUCAGUAAUAUAAAUAUUUUGUAUAUUAAUAAUGCUGUUUGUUCAGCAUUUUUCGGUCAUUUGAUUUUGCAUUUUGCACUUCCUCCCAGGAUCUAUUCUUUUGGUCAAAAUACGAAGUAUUGGUGCAGUUUGAGGGUGUUUUGGUGUUUGAUUCUCAGUUCUUUGUUUUGUUUUUUGUUGGAGUAUUUUCGGUGUGUGUAUGUAUAUGUAUGUGUGUGGGUAUGUGUGUAUACAGUGGAGAGCAAAUUGGAAAACAUUUCUAUUUAUCCUCCUUCUUCCCCCAGUAGAAAUAAAACGAAUCUUUCCAUUUG